CUCCUUAGAAAGAAGCUUCAAGUAAAUAUGGAGAAAGAUGACCUAAAACCCGCCGGAAAACCUUUGUACAGGCUUUAUUUCAAGGGUUUGGUAACCGAGGAAAAAGAGAUGUUAUUCGCAGGAUUCGGCGUUGCAAUUUGCGGCGACAAGGAAGAUCUAUUGUUUGACAUGAAGGGGCCAAUUCAUGACCCCGCAGUUACACUUUUGGAGGCUGAGCUUAUAGCAUUGAAGUGUGGAUUAAGGGAAGCCGUGAGUUUGGGGAUUAAUCAUAUCUCAAUUUGCUGCGAUCAUGAUCAGAUUUUCGAAUUGGUCAUGGGGAGAUUCACUCCUGAGCAAGAAAACAUUGCCUUGCUAAUGCGUGAUGUGCAAGGCAUCAGAAACAAUUUGACGUCUAGCGUCCCUGUUCUGUUGACUCGAGACCAAUCAAAUUUUGCCUACGAAUUUGCAAUUGAAGCAAUCUCUUCUGAUAUCAUCAUAGAUAUUCCUCCUCAGAAAGAGACUUGCAAUAUAUGUUUGAACGAUGACAUCAAUGCUGAUCAGAUGUUUUCGGUUGAUAAAUGUGGUCAUAUGUUUUGUUCCGAAUGCGUUAAACGACAUAUAGAGGUGAAACUACUAGAGGGAAGUUUGAUCAGCUGCCCUCAUUAUCUUUGCAGUUCGCUGCUGAAUUCUGAAUUUUGUGUCAACAUUUUGACUCCUAAACUAAAAGAGAUGUGGGAGCACAAGACUAAAGAGAACUUGAUUCCUGUAACGAAUAGAGUUUAUUGCCCAAACCCGAGGUGCUCGACUUUAAUGUCGGAAACAGAGCUCUCUGGACUUAUUAUUGGAGUUAGGAUAUGCUGUGUAAAAUGUGGCGAACCCUUUUGCAUCAACUGCAAAGUACCGUGGCAUAAUAACUUUUCGUGCGACGAGUACAAGAGGUUGCAUCCAAAUGCUACAGAAAACGAUGGAAAGCUAAAAGAUCUAGCGAAUGAGAAAUUGUGGCGUCAAUGCAGCAAGUGUAAACACAUGAUUGAACUUUCUUCUGGAUGCGUCAGUGUAAUUUGCAGAUGUGGACAUGAGUUUUGCUACCGAUGUGGAGCCGAUGCUGGAGAUUGCUCUCAUGGUCAUGGCUUACCUCUUACAGAUGAUCUGCUUUUGACACCAUGCUCAACAAGCCAAGAUCAGUUUGAUUUUUUACUAGGAUUGAAAAUUGCUCAUCAGCCUCCUAUAACAUUUAAUAGUCCGGAGACGCUCUAGCUCUACCGGUGGUUUCUUUUAUCACUCAUCUUCCUUUGCCAUUUAGGGGUUUUUGGAUAUAUAUUGUCUUUCUUCUGUCCCAAGUUACAAUCUUGGUUUAAACCCUUCUUGCUUUUUCUUCGGUACUUCCGGUCUACUGGCGGCGUAUGUGAUGAAUAUU
Arabidopsis arenosa is the source of this 1396-nucleotide messenger RNA. The record is from the annotation of a GenBank genome assembly. Lineage: Eukaryota; Viridiplantae; Streptophyta; Magnoliopsida; Brassicales; Brassicaceae.